AUGUCCUUGGGCAAAUACACGCAUCCAGCAACAUACCCCAGCCUAUCCGACCAGGAAAUUUGUGUAGUGCACAAAAUCCACGACUUCACCGAGACUUACUUCCAGGAUCCGCGCUUUGACGCGUCCCAUGAUUUCGACCAUGUCAAAAGGGUUGUCACCAACGCGCUAACCAUUCUCGAAAGCGAGGAAGACGGGAGAAAGCGAAGGGCUUUGCCGGCACUGAACCCGCUUAAUGUCAUUCUGGGUGCCUUGCUUCAUGAUGUCGAGGAUAAGAAAUACACGACUUCGGACAGCAAAGGGUCACCCUUAGCAAAAGCAAUUCUCGAUGCGGGUAUGUCUGAAGAAUAUGCAGAGCAGUUGCAGUUGCUUGUUGCAAGUGUUUCAUACUCCUCUGAGAUCAAGAACCCGCAGCAUGUGCGAGACCUGUUGGAGGUGAUUCCAGAACUCGCCAUUGUCCAAGACGCCGACCGACUCGACGCAAUCGGAGCCAUUGGGAUUGGUCGAUGUUUCACCUUCGGUGGUGCCAAAGGGGCUAGGAGUCUGGCAGACUCGAUCCAGCAUUUCGACGACAAGCUGCUAAAGCUUGAAUCAAUGAUGAAGACCGAUGCGGGCAAGGCGAUGGCAGCGGAGAGAUCUCGCAGGAUCCAUGAAUUCGUGGGCUGGUGGCAGGAUGAGAUCGGACAUUGA
Exophiala xenobiotica is the source of this 687-nucleotide messenger RNA. RefSeq lists its product as uncharacterized. The coding region runs from base 1 to 687 and encodes 228 amino acids. The record is from RefSeq and is a predicted model, not a curated record. The transcript has a single exon. Lineage: Eukaryota; Fungi; Ascomycota; Eurotiomycetes; Chaetothyriales; Herpotrichiellaceae.